GUGGCGGCAAAAGGCGAAGAAGAGAUUGUAGCAUCACAGAGCGAACAAUCCCAGAGAAUGAAGAAGCACACUGCGAGAGUGGCACCGGUAGAACCUCUCUGUCUUUCCACAUUAAAUUCACCUAGAUCAGACGGUGCCUCCCAAUCCUCUGUCGUCCGAUGCAAGCCAGGAGCCAACUGCCCCGGUACGCAGCGUGGCAUCCGCAGGCAGCAUUCCCCUUUCUCCGCUGCUGAAGAUUCUGCUGCUCCCAUUCUAGAGCUGCAGAGUCGGAGUCCCUCUGGAUUUUGUCGGCACGGCAGAGGAGAGAGGCAGAACAGAUCAGGAGAAGAAGGGACUCAAGCUCAUGGUGAAAACACCAGCCAAGAGAACCACCCGCAGACCAGGUGUGAGUCUUGUACGUCCACGUUUCUCAAGAUCGUCUGGGGAUUUCUGAUUAUUUUGUCCGUGUCAUCCUCCUGGGUUGGAACAACGCAGAUUGUCAAAAUCACAUACAAGAACUUUGACUAUCCGCUAUUCAUGACUUGGUUUUCCACAAACUGGAACAUUAUGUUUUUUCCUGUUUAUUACUCGGGGCACCUUGCAACCGCACAAGAAAAGCAAUCGCCAAUCAAAAAAUUCAGGGAAUGCAGUCGGAUCUUUGGUGAAGACGGCCUGACGCUGAAACUCUUUCUUAAAAGGACAGCCCCCUUUUCUAUUCUGUGGACUCUGAGCAAUUACCUUUACCUGCUGGCUUUGAAGAAACUGACAGCCACGGAUGUCUCUGCGCUGUUCUGCUGUAACAAAGCCUUUGUCUUCCUCCUCUCGUGGAUUGUCUUGAAAGACAGGUUCAUGGGUGUAAGGAUAGUUGCAGCAAUAAUGGCCAUCACCGGAAUUGUUAUGAUGGCUUAUGCAGAUGGGGUCCAUGGCGACUCAAUUAUCGGUGUUGCAUAUGCUGUUGGAUCUGCGUCAACCUCUGCACUCUAUAAAGUUUUGUUUAAGAUGUUCCUUGGAAGUGCCAACUUUGGAGAAGCUGCCCACUUCAUCUCCACCCUUGGCUUCUUCAACUUGUUCUUCCUUUCUUUUACUCCCGUGAUCCUGUAUUUCACCAAGGUGGAAUACUGGUCUCCCUUCUCAGCAGUGCCCUGGGGUUAUCUGUGUGGAAUUGCAGGACUCUGGCUGGCUUUUAACAUUUUGGUGAAUGUUGGUGUCGUACUUACAUACCCCAUCUUAAUAUCUAUUGGGACGGUGCUCAGUGUUCCUGGCAAUGCAGCUGUUGAUCUUCUGAAACGUGAGGUGAUCUUCAGCGUUGUCAGGUUAGGGGCAACCAUAAUCAUCUGCCUUGGUUUCCUGCUGCUUCUCCUUCCAGAAGAAUGGGAUGAAAUCACUCUGAGGUUCAUCAACAGCUUAAAAGAAAAGAAAAAUGAGGAUCAUGCUGAAGACAUGACAGAUUCCAGUGUUCACUUCCGGAGCAGAAGUAGAGCAAAUGGGCCUGUUUCUAUACCACUGGCUUAGAGCUGGUGUGACUGCUUAACUGCACGGCCAUGUAUAUUCUGUGAAUAUGAUUUAGUAACUUUUUUCUCACCCCACCUGUAUGCUAAAAAUGACUGUCAUUAUUUUAAAAACUGGGGAUGGAAUGUACAUUUAACGCUAAAUACAUUAAUACAUAAACAAAAAGAACCUCUGUUUACAUUUGUACACGGAACCAAGAGGCGGUGCAAUUAAACCACAAUAAACUGCUUU
Messenger RNA from Sceloporus undulatus (fence lizard), 1719 nucleotides. It is a transcript of the gene SLC35F4, whose product is annotated as solute carrier family 35 member F4. The record is from RefSeq and is a predicted model, not a curated record. The transcript is spliced from 8 exons. Lineage: Eukaryota; Metazoa; Chordata; Lepidosauria; Squamata; Phrynosomatidae. The coding region runs from base 58 to 1491 and encodes 477 amino acids. Gene Ontology annotation, cellular component: membrane.